AUGUCUGUUUACCUUGCUUCUGUCACCCAGGUAAACGGCAGUAGCGAUCCUUCCGGGUUAGGCCAGGCCGGCCGGACGGAACGGGUCCAAAUAACGGUAGAGAACUCCAGCACUCAGGCCGAUCAGCUUUUCUUCACGGAAAGUGGUUCUCCUGCAUUGGAUAAUACCGGAGCAAGGAGCAUUGGGGCAGACAGCCUAUUUCCUAGUGAAAACCUUGUUGGUGCGUCUGCUGGUAUUGAGUUCCUGCGCUACGUCAAGGGUGCAGCAGAGGGUCGUAGGGCUGCGGAUCCGAGGGACAGCGGCCCACCAUUGAGCAAAACAGCGGAUCGUUUGCUUCAAACCUACUGGGACUACGCGGAUGUUAUAUUCCCACUGCUGGACAGGCCAGCUAUUGACGCCGCCUAUGAAAGCCUAUGGAGCAAUAGUGAAGGCACGCCAAUUAAUGAGAGAGUAUUCCACUGUCUUCUGAAUCUGAUGUUUGCCAUUUCGUGCAGCGUGGGAAUCGAGUCGGGACCUCAAUACCACUCCGCCCAUGUCUUCUACGAAAGAGCCCGCAAUCUAAUGUCCUUCAACCUGCUGGAGGUGCAGCAGUUUGAGACGAUACAGAUUCUGUUGCUCACGGCGCUGUAUCUUCAACACAACGAUCAGCCUCAGCCGUUUUGCCACAGCGUCAGUCUGGCAGUCCAUGUUGCUCAAGAGCUUGGGUUGCAAUUUCCGGCGACAAUCCACGCCUUGGCUAAUCCACGAGAUCGAGAGCUGGCGCAGAGAGUGUGGCUGGGGUGUAUUAUGUUGGAUAGGACGGCUUCCAUGACCUUUGGCUGCAAGCUAAAAAUCUCUCAGGAUGCUGCAAAAGAGGCUGUGCAUCCCCACGGGGAGCAAGAACCCCCUUCAUUGACACAUCUGGGUCGUUCCAUCAAUAUGGAUGUCUACCUGAUUUCUUGCCAACUUCACCAUAUCUUGGGUGACGUGCUGGAAGCUUUCUACAUGGCAAGGAACAACUUCCUUACACGGGGGCAAUCUGACGCAUCCCCUGAAUCGAGCCCCCGCGCAGCUAUGACACCCAAGGUCCUUGCAAGCCUAUUUCAAAUCGAGGCCAGUCUGUUAAAGUGCACUCAGGCUGCGCUUGAUAUCAUCAAAUUUAUUUUCGAUAAGUCGACAAAUCAGUCUAGGGCAUCAAGUGUGUACGCUCUGCCCUCGGAUUGGUAUAACGUCUCAUAUGUAUACAUGGCCGCGACAGUCCUUAUCGCGGCGCAGCUGUUUCCAAAAAUAUUGGAACAAAUACCGAUUGUCCAAUUAAAUGGGCACCUCCAACAAGCCUAUGCUGUCCUUCAAGAUCGCGAGCCAUACACGGAAGUAGCUCGAAAAUGUAGAAAUAUGCUAAGCUUCCUCCAGAAGAAAAUAUCGUCGCAUCAUGACCGGACUGGCGACGGCCACCGAGCGGAUAUGAGGCGGAGCCGGCCCUCAUUUUCAAGGGACCUACAACCCGCAGAAGAUAUUCAUCAGGCACAGACCCGGCAGACGGAGACCAGGGAGCGAGAAACUGGGGAACAAGAGACCAGGGAGCGAGAGGCCGGGAAUCGUGAGGCCGGGAGGGAUAACCUUUGUGAAAUGGCAGAAUGGCCACUUUUCUGGGACCAGUGGCCAUUAUCUCUCCUUCCUUUGGACGAUGACAUUCACUCUAUGAUGUUUGACUGA
Messenger RNA from Penicillium cosmopolitanum, 1695 nucleotides. RefSeq names its product fungal specific transcription factor domain-containing protein. The record is from RefSeq and is a predicted model, not a curated record. Gene Ontology annotation, cellular component: nucleus. Lineage: Eukaryota; Fungi; Ascomycota; Eurotiomycetes; Eurotiales; Aspergillaceae. Gene Ontology annotation, biological process: positive regulation of transcription from RNA polymerase II promoter by galactose; DNA-templated transcription. Gene Ontology annotation, molecular function: DNA-binding transcription factor activity, RNA polymerase II-specific; RNA polymerase II cis-regulatory region sequence-specific DNA binding; zinc ion binding. The transcript is spliced from 5 exons. Bases 1 to 1695 code for a protein of 564 amino acids.